AUGGCCUGCGGCAAGCCACCGGGUUUCUGCUGCACGUUGUGCGACUACAAGUCCUACUUCAAAGGGAACUUGAAGAGACACUUGCUCUAUGCGCCUUUGUUCCCGAUCGUGAGGCCACGUCUCCACGUUUGCCCCCGUUGCGGGCAAAUGUACUCGUGGGCGUCGAAUCUGAGGAAACACCUGAAGAUGGGCUGCGGCAUGGUCACGUUCGAGACCCACUUCUCCUGCCAGUACUGCCCCUACAGAUCGAGGAUCGAGGCGUCGUUCCUCAAGCACCUGCUCUCCGUGCACAACAUCAACGGCGUGACAGACGACCCGUUGGGCGUGCUAGACGCGUUUCACGAAGAAACAGACAUCAAGGAAGAGGGCAGUCGAUUCUUGACCGACGACUUCGAGGAUGACGAGGAAGAAGACCGGAAGAACAUGAAUAACGCGCAAUCGAUUAGGGAUGAGAAGCAAGAGGAACAGUCCGUAGACUACAAGUACACCUGUUUGAGGUGCAGGAAGAGCUACAAGAGGAAGGGACACCUGGUCGAACACCAGAAAAUAUUCUGCGGCAAAGACAAGCAAGAGUGUUGUCCUUACUGCGCGUUCCGCACGUACAAGAAGUCGAACCUGAAGAAACACAUCACCAGGAUGCACUGA
Nomia melanderi (Alkali bee) is the source of this 645-nucleotide messenger RNA. The record is from RefSeq and is a predicted model, not a curated record. Lineage: Eukaryota; Metazoa; Arthropoda; Insecta; Hymenoptera; Halictidae.